Molecule: messenger RNA, 715 nt
Organism: Chlamydomonas reinhardtii
Lineage: Eukaryota; Viridiplantae; Chlorophyta; Chlorophyceae; Chlamydomonadales; Chlamydomonadaceae
Exons: 7
Coding region: 128-637 (169 amino acids)
Source: RefSeq, a predicted model, not a curated record
UUGCUGACCUACAGUAUGUAAAUAAACGCAAAAUACAGUAUACGACUUCUGCGACUGUUGCACAAAUCUGUCCGCGCUCUUAUUCACCCGCUGCACACAAGCAUAGCUGAGAAGUGACGACAAGAUAAUGAUAAUUUCAGCGCCCAUCUGCAGAGUUCUCAUGGUGGUGCUGGGCUGCGCGUUCCCAGCCUACAUGACCCAUAAAGCAGUCAGCUCCGGCAACACACAGCAGCUACGGCACUGGUGCAUAUACUGGCUGCUGAUGGGGUUCUUCAUGUGCGUGGAGUGGCUGGCAGACCUGAGCAUUUUCUGGCUGCCGCUGUACUACGAGGCCAAGCUGUUGUUCGUGGUGGCUCUGUGGCACCCGCGCACACACGCCGCCAUCACCCUGUACGACACCUACAUUCUGCCGCUACUACGCCAGCACGAGGCAACCAUCGACCGGCAUCUAUCAGAGACGCGCGCACGGCUAGCGGACGCGGUGACAAGCCAAGUAAAUGCGGCCCAAGGCUACGUCAACAACAAUGCCGGCGCGAUACUGCAGGGGCUCCGCACCUUUAGCGAGCAGAAACCGGGAGCAGCGCCCGGGUCCUUCUCCGGCCAGUUCACGGAUUUGAACCAUGCCAAGUCGCAAUAAGGAAUUCUUUCCUCUGUUUGAAGCAUGUUUUUAAGGAUAUCAAUUGCAAUCAUGAGUUUGUUGUAAAAGAGCCCACAC